Odobenus rosmarus divergens (Pacific walrus) is the source of this 943-nucleotide messenger RNA. It is a transcript of the gene IER3IP1, whose product is annotated as immediate early response 3 interacting protein 1. Bases 114 to 362 code for a protein of 82 amino acids. Gene Ontology annotation, biological process: endoplasmic reticulum to Golgi vesicle-mediated transport. The record is from RefSeq and is a predicted model, not a curated record. The transcript has 3 exons. NCBI's taxonomy places the organism in Eukaryota, Metazoa, Chordata, Mammalia, Carnivora, Odobenidae. Gene Ontology annotation, cellular component: endoplasmic reticulum membrane; COPII-coated ER to Golgi transport vesicle; Golgi membrane.
GCGUGUUUGGGGCCUCCCCGGCUCCCGUAGGAGAGCGCCGGCCGUAGCGGCGCCACGUCCCCUGCGGCGGCGGGAGAAAGAUCAGUUGGGCCUCGGGGCGGCUCCGGGCGGCCAUGGCCUUUACGUUGUAUUCGCUGCUGCAGGCGGCCCUGCUCUGCGUCAAUGCCAUCGCCGUGCUGCACGAGGAGCGCUUCCUCAAGAACAUUGGCUGGGGAGCAGACCAGGGAAUUGGUGGAUUCGGAGAGGAGCCAGGAAUUAAAUCUCAGCUAACGAACCUUAUUCGAUCUGUAAGAACGGUGAUGAGAGUGCCAUUGAUAAUAAUAAACUCAAUUGCCAUUGUAUUACUUUUAUUAUUUGGGUGAAGAACAGUGGGGGAAAUGGAGACUCAGAAGAAGAGAUGCCAGCAGAAGUUAUUACUUCAGUCAUUAUUGGAAUAUACAUGUCUUAGCUGGUCAUCCUUGCACUUGACAAAAAUGUAAACCUGACAAUAAAGCCAGAGUCCCUAUUUAUCUGAUUUUUUUAAAAAUGUUGCACUUAUAGUUUCAUUACAGAAAGAUUAGAUCAUCAGAGGCAGUAACUAUCCAGGAUUGGAAUACAUUUGAUCGCUACCUGUUAAUAAAAGUUCAUGCUAUGAUAAAGAUUGUUAAAAGGGUACAGGACUGUCACUUGUGUGGUUUUAGAGAUUUUUCCGCUCUCACUUCUCAGGGAUAAAUUUUUUUCAAGGUUUUGAAGUCCUUGUGACUUAGCUAUGAUGUGAGAGUGAUUAUCUUCCUACAUAAAAUUUAAAGGAUUUUUAAAAAGUAAUUACUACAUAUAAAAUGAUAAAUUGGUAAUUUGGAUAAUUUUACUUUGAACACUUUAUUUUGUCUGUAUAUCGUUUUGGCCAUGACAAAUUCAAAUUUAUAGCAACUAUUGAGCAAUACUCUCUGACUUCAGGGAGAAU